AUGUCCUCAGCGCCAAGAUUCCAGAAUGUGUCGCGCGUCGGACCGCUCCCCAAAUACUUGCCGAGAUACGAAGACGUGAGUGGGUACCCAACACCCCCGGUAGCACCUCACAGUAUUCGGAAAGCAAAAGAUCGCAAAAAGUAUGAACUCGCGUUGGUCGAGCAUGGAAAACGUGUAGCCGCCUGGAGAUUGACGCAAAAUCCAUGUCGCGUUCUGAUUAUCCACCCGACCAAAUCAAUGGUGCACAAGACAGCCCAGUACUUCGAGUACCAGAAAGCUCUGACAGCUCGGAAAGUACACAUGCGGGAAGUGGUCAAGAUCCUCUAUCGCCAGCUCGACUGGGACAUCGUGGCGACAGUCUUUCCUCGGGUCUUUGUCCGGGGCUUCGAACCUCGCACCAUCACAAUCACACCUCGGGGACUCGAGAUCACUCUUGGCGAGCAUUACAUCGUCUACACUGGAGAAAAGCUCGCCAGAGGUACCUCCAUUGCCCGCAUUCUCGAAGGCUUCGUGGCCGAAAAGCUUCUAGCGGAAGUCUUCGCCGUGGCCCAAGAUCCCUUCCUUCCGAUUGCAACCAUCAAGAACAACGAGAAAGUCGCUGCGAAACUGGUGGAGCUCAUCAGCAAGGAGAUUCUGAGAUCCUCCACCAUCGAGAUCGAGCCCGUCUUCACUUCCGGUGGCCAAGGCGGAUGGGUGCCCGUUCCCGCUAUCCYCACCAGCUCCAUCACCUCUGUCCAACACAUCAACAUCCUGCUCCCUCUGCUUGAGAACGGAAAGGUCCUGUCACACUACUAUCCAGCCAAGCUUUACACCAUGCAGCUCGAAAUCAUCAAGAUCAAGACCUUCUUCCCGUCUGCCAAGAGUGUCAUUGUCACCGUCACAGAGCAUACAGGUGUGGCGGGUACGCCCCGUAAGACAUAUCUUGCGAGGAACUCGACCAUUUCGGCGACUCAGAUGAUGACGAAGAUGCAGACUCCUGGCAGCUUCGUCCCAGACGAGGAGACUACAUUGGAGGCUGAGUUGGCUGUUCUGAAGGUCGCGCUCGCGCUGGGUUGCAUGGGUGGAUCGGUUGAAACGGGUGUGGAGCUUGUGAAGAAGGCGCGCGUCGUCCCGCAUAUUCUGGGCCGAAGCCCAUAG
Messenger RNA from Ramularia collo-cygni, 1137 nucleotides. RefSeq lists its product as uncharacterized. The record is from RefSeq and is a predicted model, not a curated record. The transcript has a single exon. NCBI's taxonomy places the organism in Eukaryota, Fungi, Ascomycota, Dothideomycetes, Mycosphaerellales, Mycosphaerellaceae. The coding region runs from base 1 to 1137 and encodes 378 amino acids.